UAAAUGGUCACAUCAAAGUUUCCAAUUUUGUACUCUCUCUUUACCAAGAUUUCACUCUCUCUGUCUACCAUUGUGACUGUAUAGAUAUUCACUGUAAGUAAGCAAGUGUUAAGCUUUGAAUCAGCCAUCUUUUGGACCAGUCCCUCCAAGUAUUCAUUGUCUUCUUCUGGCUGAAUGAAUUUGUUAAAACAUAAUCUGAGAUGCUUGAUCAAUGGGCGGCCAUCUUUUGUACCUCCUACACGAUCAAGGUAGUCCAAAUUGUCAACAUAAAUUGUUCAAUGGCAGAAUGACAAUGCCUGAGUAUUAUUUCAUGACAUGAGGAUCCUUCCAAAAGCUUUGUGUGAUAUUCUGAAGGCCACUAUGCUAACCUUUGCUGUUACCAUUGGAACAAGUCUGAGCACACUCCUGGCAUAAAAGCUAAAGUGUUCUGUAACGAUGGUUUUGCCUUUAAUGGUAAUAUCGUUCAGCUCACCUCCUUUGAUCUGACGCAACAACUUGGUUCAAUAUUUCUUAAAAUUAGUACCUGCUUUAUUUUUCGUAGUAUUCUCUAGUGAAAUAUGCCCCAAAUCAGGAAGCUGAGGAGCUAGCUUGGUUAUUUUCUUCAAUGUUUGUCUUGACUCUUCAGUAUUGAAAAUCAACACAAUACAAUAUGACUUUAUGAAUCCGUUUGUGGAGUUACUAUCCACAGUGUACAACAAGCUCAUGUUCUGCUUCUCUAGUUGAUCAACCUGCUUCUGGAGGGCAUACUCUCUCAACAUUGGGGCCCCUUUUAGCUUUCAUCUUAGGCUGGGGUCUGUCUUUUCCAUUUGAGUGUAAAUAUUAUUUAUUUCUACUUAAAUACCAGUAA
This is a messenger RNA of Moneuplotes crassus, 847 nucleotides long. The record is from the annotation of a GenBank genome assembly. NCBI's taxonomy places the organism in Eukaryota, Ciliophora, Spirotrichea, Euplotida, Euplotidae.